AUGCAGAGAAACCCAGCUGCUCCUUUCCUUGCCAUUCAGACCUUCGAGAGCAGCCCUGGAGGCCACUCGCCUAGCAGCAGUGAAAGUUCUCUGCCAGGAAGUGCCAACAACAAUGACAGUGGCGUGGAGAUGAAUGCCAAUGGCGGGGGCAGCUCCGAGGAUCUGACCAACGUCGAAGACGCUGCCUCGGUAGACUCCACGGCCCGGAUGCCUGAUGCCAGGCUGAGGAGGAAUGUCACGGCACUCCAGCGACUGGCCAACCUGAAAAUCGGGAAACUGAGGCAAAGCCGUAAAGGCACAGCUGCAUCGCGAGGGCUGAAGCUCCCCUCCAUACAAGGCAGCGGUUCACUUGGACAAAGCUCCGUGAGUGAGCUCUCCACUCUGCCUUGUCACCGGAUCGUGAACACAGCAGGCUGGAGCCCCCUGCUGGAGCGGCGAGGUAGCACCAACAGCACCAUCAGCUCCGCCUACACUGUCAGCCGCCGCUCAUCGGUUGUAACUCCUUACCUGCCGAGUCGACGGUCCAGCGAUAGCUCCCUGCUCGGGGCCCAUGCUAAUGACGGCACAUCCUCCGCGGGCUACCCUCCCACCUCUCCUGAUGCCUUGCAGAGAUAUGGCGAGAUGGCACCGUCUGCCACCUGCCCAGCCCUGCCCAACCUCUCGCCAGCGCAGCUAUACCACCUCAAAACCAAGUACGCCGCUGCCACUGGUGGCCCACCACCCACCCCGUUAGUGACUGCGGAACACGCGGGCAUGAACGCCAGGCCUGCACACGCCAGGGAUCACACCAACCUUGCCCUGUUCCCACCUGAUGGACUGGAGUGCCCGAACAGUGGGGGAGGAGGCUCCUGUGGCUACGGGGCAGGGGUGCUGAAAGCCCCUGAGAUGCCUGGCAUCAGUAAACCCGUGGCUGAGACCCAGUUGGUGCCCAAAGUGCCACGGCUCCACAACCUUCACCACAUGCAUCCAGUGGCAAGGCGGCACUGCCAACUGCAGCAUUCUUCAGGUUCCACCUCCAACCUCUGUGGGCACAUCCAUUCGCCUCGGCCACCCAGCAUUACUGAAAAUGUCGCCAUGGAGACCUUCGCCAUGGAUACAUCCCAUCCAGCCAGCGUGGGGUUACCUGAUGACAUGGCACUCUAUAGUAACUAUCCAGAGGCAAACAUGGCUCCCUUAAAUCACCUUUACCCCAACCAAGCGCCCAGGUCUCACAGCGACAUGGACUUUCCCAGCCGGAAUCUCUCUGCUAACUCCAACGGAAAUCUGGAAGCCACACAGAGCUCUUUCAACCAGGGCUUAAUGGCCAGAAACACGUCACUCCAACCCUACAAUGGCCGUCAGUGUCCAAUGAAUCAAUACGACACACCAUUCCCGAACCAGGAAUGUUUGGAGGCAAACAACAUGCCCAUCCAGUGGAAUGAGGUAAGCACGGGAAGUAUGGAUAUUGCUGAGAUUCCGAACGCCCGCAGUGUCCAGCAAAACCUUUCCCAUCCCAAUCCGUGCCUGAGGCAGGUCCACCUGAACCCACAGUCAUCCCAAACCCCCAUGAUGCUCAGCCAGGAUCAUUUGGACAUGCCCCUGAAUCCCCAGGAUGUGUUGACCGCACACCAGAGGAUGCCCACCGAGUAUCAGCAGCCAAUGAAACCUACCUUGCCAUUCCAGCAGUCAGCGCCAAUGUUAAACCCGUACCAAAACCCAAAGCAGCUGUUUGCAGCCCAAGUGAAUUACAACCAGUCCAGGCAUGCACUGCCCAGUCCACAUGGCGUGAGCCAGGAACAGACUGCCAACUUGCGCCAUCCAGACUCUGCUGCAGCCUUGGGCAUCAGGCAGCUCUGCCCCCCGUUGGAGGAAGACAGAUGGACUGGGGCCCACACACCAAUGCUACAAGUGAAGGAGAUGAUGGUGAGGAACUACAUCCAAUCCCAGCAAGCCCUCAUGUGGGGCCAACCGGCAAAGGGUGCCAGUGCGGAAACACCGAUGCCCGUCAAUAUGGACAGGUCAGACAUCAGUCUAUGCCCAACCAUGCACAGCUCUUCUCCAAACAGCUGCCAAACUCAAAGUCCACCACACAUGGCUUUAAGGUACACCAAUUGCCAAAGCCAGCCGAAUUUGUUAAGUCCUCCAACUGCAGUCCAAGCAAAGAUGCCAGUCAGUGCGGGAGCUCAGUGUUUCAGUCCAAGGAUGGUGCCUCACCCUCCUGCAGCACAGAAGCUCCGAGGCAGACAGCACAGCCUUCAGCCCCCACAGCAGCUCCAGUACCCGCUCGCUCCAACCCAUACGAACCCUGCUCACAAAGCAGCCGCUCCCACAAACCCAGCUCAGCCAAGCUGCCUGGCUCCAGGAGCUUGUCGCCAAGGCCAGUUGCAAGGUGGUCACUUGUUCUUCUCUGACCUCAAGCAACACGGGAAGUCUCAAAUGGGCAACCCCGUGCCAAUGCAUUUGCCACCAAGCGACUGUACUCUCCAGCCUCAGGCGGUGAUGCCCAGCAUGGAGCCCAACCUGAUGUCGAGUACCCUCGACUCUUUGGACCUGGCGAAUACGCAGAUCAAUUUUGGAGCAAUUUUGGAUGAGGGACAGCAGCCUUCCUUGGUACCAGACUCUUUAAGUCCCAACAUUGUCCACAACCCCUCUCAAGUAUCCUCUUGUCUUAUGGCUCCGUGGAACGCGCUGACAUUGCAAACAGGAAGGUCCAACAUGGCAGUCGCUGACAUGAAUUCCAUGCUGACAACCUUGGCAGGAGAAAGCAAGUUCCUCAACACCCUCUCGGAGUGAGAGGCAAAUUCGAAGACCUGCCGAACAGUGAGCCCUGGCUGGUGAAAGCACAGAGUAAACCGACAAACUGUACAUUCCCACUUUAACCAUCUGCCCAGCUGGUGAAACGGAAACCAGUCCAAACUGUUCCUUGCCUCACAGACAUAACCCCAUAACUAAACAGGAAGCGAUUUCCCAAGCCCUGGUCACUUCCACCUGUCCAAGCCAUGCGCUGGUGCUGAGUAAGUGAGGGAUGGAAUAUCCCAGAGAGCACCCCAGGAUGACAGAGACUUCCAGAUCCGAUCAACAUGAAGCAGACAAAAAAAUGCGCACUCAUUCUGUUCCGUCUUGCCACAGUUUUCUAAAAAGCAUAUAUUUUUCCACUUCUACAGAUUGAUAGAACACAAUCGCUCAGUUCCAAUGUAAAACCCAAAGUCACAAGCUGAAUCAAGUGGCAGUUCGGCAGCACUUCAUCAGCACGCUUAGAUUUGACUUGUUAAAACUGUCUGCCAAAAAUAAAUCAAUUUAA
Chiloscyllium plagiosum (whitespotted bambooshark) is the source of this 3280-nucleotide messenger RNA. Lineage: Eukaryota; Metazoa; Chordata; Chondrichthyes; Orectolobiformes; Hemiscylliidae. The record is from RefSeq and is a predicted model, not a curated record.